AUGAGACAAUACCGGGAUGUGUUACAGAAGUUGUUGACUUCGCUAGAUCGGUGGGAGCUGACCCAAGACCUGCUAUCCAAAAUCGCCCAAGGCACUGAAGAUCACCUAAGCUAUGUGUCAAAGAUAGCCAAAAUAAUCGACGUCGACGCACCCAACAUUAAGAAGGACAAGGUCCUAGCUGUAAUGCCAGCCCUGGAUGAAUGGAUGCAGGAGAUGAUCCAUUAUAAGGAACAAUGUCUUACCCCACAAGACCCCCUAAGAGCACGAAAGAUAAUGGCCAUGGCCCCGUCUUACCGGAUAAUCGAAGGAAAAUUAUUUAAACUAUCCUUCGGAGGGCCCAUGCUCCGAUGCUUAACGAGGGCAGAAGUGGACAAAGUCAUCACAGAAAUUCACGAAGGGAUCGUAUCCGACAACAAGCAGUUCGACAAUCAGGACUUUGCUCGUUUCUGCGCCUAUUACGGGGUGGAGCAUAUCAAGGUAGCAGUGGCAUACCCUCAAGCCAAUGGUCAGGUGGAGAACGCCGAGCGUACCAUCCUGGACGGCAUUAAGAAGAGAGUUGAAGCAACCGGGUCUACCUAG
Molecule: messenger RNA, 579 nt
Organism: Ipomoea nil (Japanese morning glory)
Lineage: Eukaryota; Viridiplantae; Streptophyta; Magnoliopsida; Solanales; Convolvulaceae
Exons: 2
Coding region: 1-579 (192 amino acids)
Biological process (GO): DNA integration
Molecular function (GO): nucleic acid binding
Source: RefSeq, a predicted model, not a curated record